Molecule: messenger RNA, 1641 nt
Organism: Aspergillus ruber CBS 135680
Lineage: Eukaryota; Fungi; Ascomycota; Eurotiomycetes; Eurotiales; Aspergillaceae
Product: putative integral membrane protein (Ptm1)
Exons: 7
Coding region: 1-1641 (546 amino acids)
Biological process (GO): retrograde transport, endosome to Golgi
Cellular component (GO): Golgi apparatus; membrane
Source: RefSeq, a predicted model, not a curated record
AUGAAGGGUUGGCUUCAGACUCUGGGUCUGUCUGCCCUUUUCGCAGGGAGUGUGUUGGCAAAUGAAGUGGAAUUGAAACAAGACGAUGCGCACCGCCAGCGAUGUUCGGGGAUGUACAGCCGCAAGUCCUGGGGAGGAAGCGUCGAUCCGUUUAUCUUGACAAGAUUUUCGUAUGAAUCUGAGACCGGCGAUACCGAUCCUUUGGUCAGCUUGGUGAUUUUCGAAUGGACCGAUGAGGAAUUGAUCGGGAGGGCUGUAUCGGACAACCCGGAAGAAAUUGAAACAAUUUGUGACGAAGCAAGUGUUGACGCGGGCCUCUGUACGGAUCAAGAUAUCGGCUCUUUCAUUCUUGCCCCGAACGCGACGGAAUCGUCCAAAUUCCCCAUCGUCUCGAAAGCCAUCCAUCUAAAGAAUCCAGUUGCGAUGAACUAUCCCGUGAAGAAGACUGGUUUCUAUUGCGUGAGCACCUACGGGUACUCGGGACAGGACUACAGAGCGGUGGUUGAAUUUCGGAAUGCGUACGGUGAGCUACCGGCAGCGCAGAUUGCGAAGCUGCCGUUCUAUGGUGGAUUGACGAUAGUAUACGCCGUGAUUGGAAUAUUCUGGGCAUUCUUAUAUGUGCAAAAUCGCCAUGACAUCUUGCCGGUUCAGAACUAUAUCACGGCCAUUCUCGUGUUCUUGAUCCUUGAACAGUUGAUGACAUGGGGCUUUUAUGAUUUCCAAAACCGCCAUGGCUUGAAUGUUGGUGCAAAAGUACUUAUGGUCCUUGUUGCCGUUCUUAACGCUGGGCGGAAUUCGUUCUCCUUCUUCCUCCUACUCAUUGUCUGCAUGGGCUACGGUGUCGUCAAGCCGUCUCUGGGUCGAACCAUGAUUUACGUUCGCAUUCUCGCUAUUGCGCAUUUUAUCUUCGGUGUCAUAUACGCUGUUGCGAGCUUGUCAAUCACACCAGAUAGCGCCGGUCCGCUCGUGCUCUUGAUUGUUCUCCCGCUUGCCGCUACCCUGACUGGCUUUUACGUGUGGACUCUUAAUUCGCUGAACGCGACAAUGAAGGAUCUCAUCGACAGAAAGCAAAAGACUAAAGCGUUGAUGUAUAAGAAGCUGUGGUGGUGCAUUUUGAUCAGCAUUGUCGUGAUUUUCGGUUUCUUUUUCAUCAACUCGUUUGCUUUUGCUGGCGGCAGCGACGCCAGCUUCGUACCGGACCACUGGAAGACCAGAUGGUUUGUCUUGGAUGGUUGGCUCAACUUGGUCUACCUAUGCGACAUCGCUUUCGUCGCUUAUCUGUGGCGACCCACCGCCAACAACAGACGUUUCGCUAUGAGUGACGAGCUUGCGCAAGAUGAUGAUGGCUUUGAAAUCCGCUCCUUUGGCAGUGCAUUGGAUGAAGAAGAUGCCUUUGACGCCCCAGAUGCCCAUAUUGGAACAGAGCACCGCCGUGAUCUUUCCCCUGUGCCUCCCAAGCCUGUUCCGUCCGCACCUCGUCAAAGAGAGUCACUCGACGGAGAGACGAUCUUUGCUGUUGGAGAGGACGGAGACAAGUGGUCUGACGAUGAAGAUGAAGAAUCACGACGCGGUUCGACUGAUCGCAAAUCGCAAGAAGGCGACGCCGGUGAGAGGGAGAGAUUGACAAAGCGUACGGAUUGA